GUUAUAAGAACUCAAACAUUCAAUGAAAAGCGGCUACUUUCUGGGAUGUUCUAAUACCUUUUCUGAGUUAGGUCAAGUUGUAGUUGCUUUUUUGUGUGUCACACGCAUGGCGUUUUAGCCCCCACAUCAGCCCAAGUUGUAGUUUUUGAAAAACGUGUAUUUGGACCCUCCAGGCAGGGUCCCAAAGACUAUAGGGGCUUUGUAAGAUGAUCUACUGGAAAACAGGAAGAAAAUUCAAAACUUCAAUUUGAAUCUAUUUUUUCCUUACUCUGUAGAAUUAAUUUUCUUAUGUAUGUUGUAUAACACACAUAACAUAUUUGUACAGUGGUCCUAAUAUCUCUGUAUAUCCAAACAGGUACAUAUAUAUAAUUUACAAAUAAACAUGUAUAUUUGGGGUUCAUUCUCAAUGUUUUGUAGCAGUGGGCUGUAUAAUCAAAAUGUUCAGAGACCACUAAAUUUGUUGGCAGAGGGUUAAAUUGUUGUUAAGAUUUCUUUGGUGUUUUUAAGAAAUAUAUCAAGGUGUAAUACAUGCAUCUGGUUAAAAAAGCAAAUCCUGCAUGAAAGUUUAUAAUAAUAAGUAGUGGUCCUCCAUUCCACCCCCUCCGUCCUCAGCCCUGUUUGAAAAGGCAGUCACUGGAAGAGUUUUUACCCUCAGUGUCUCCGGGGUACCUCCUCUAAGUAAUACCCUCGUGCUGCUAAUGUCUGUGACCAGCAGGCGGCGUUAUCAGUUCAGUUCCUGUGAUGUUAGGGGAAGACGGACUUAUGCUAACCUCCUCCACUUCUCUCAGGAGAGGUGCAUAAUUCUUUCAGUUUCUUGGUUAUGUUUAGUGUGUGUGUGUGUGUGUGUGUGUAAAAACAAAACAUAAAAUUUGCCAUCUUGACCAUUUUUGUGUGCAGUUCAGUUGGGUCAAGUAUAUUCAUGUUGUUGUGAAACUGAUCUCCAGAACUUUCCCAUCGUGUAACUGAAACUCUAUCCACGUUAACUGAUCCGCCCCCGCCCCCAGCAGCCACCGCUGUACUUUCUGUCUCUGUGAGUUUGCUGCUGACACCUCCUCUGAAUGGGAAUCGCACAGCGUUUGUCCUUCUGUGACCAACUACCUCUAUCAUUUUAAAUAAUAUGUUUAAAUUUCUGUUUCUUCCAUCAAUUCCAGAUAGUUACUCCCUCCCUCUGUUCCCUCGUCCUUUUUCUUCUCUCUACAGUUUUAGAUUAUUUAUUCUAUGAGGCCAAAGGGGAAAAUAGGAAAUCCGUAGGGUUAAAACCCCAUAAAGCAGCAUUCACUAACCUCAUUGUACAAGUGGUGCCUUUCAUGUCGAAAUGAACAGUCAGGACAGGGUGUCGAAUGCGGGGGGCAGAGGGAGCCUUGGGCACGAAGGGUGUGAGGGCCACUCCUCUCUGGCCUUUCCAGGGAGCACCAUCAUGUAUGGGGCGCUGCUGCUGUUCGAGUCGGAGUUCGUGCACAUCGUGGCCAUCUCCUUCACAUCAUUGAUCCUCACCGAGCUGCUGAUGGUGGCACUGACCAUCCAGACCUGGCACUGGCUCAUGACGGUGGCUGAGUUGCUCAGCCUGGCCUGCUACAUCGCCUCCCUGGUGUUCCUACAUGAAUUCAUUGAUGUGUACUUCAUCGCCACCUUGUCGUUCUUGUGGAAAGUCUCCGUCAUCACUCUGGUCAGCUGCCUCCCCCUCUACGUCCUCAAAUACUUGCGAAGAAGGUUCUCUCCCCCCAGCUACUCGAAGCUCACGUCCUAGGCUUUGCGCUUGGUGGAGGGGACCCUGGUCUCUGCACUUUCCUGAUGGACAGAGUUCAAGUUCCAUUCAUAUUAACCACCUCCCGUGGAUUUUGCAGUAGUUGCUAACACGUGCAGUUUUGAUGUGACAAGGCUCUGCACGCACACGGAGUCCUAACGCUGAAUAAACAGGAGGGAGGUUCCUAAAAGGCACCCACGCAGGCCUGUUUCAACCCCUGGUAAUUCAUAUUUGAGUGGAUGUGAAUAUGUUAAAACUGGUGGCUCAGCUGAGAGAUUUAUGUGGGUCACUGUGCAAGCUUCCUUAUGACUUGAAUUUCGUUGUCAUGUGAUAAAAAUUUCUGUCUAGUUGAAGGUCGGAGAAGGCUUGUUUUGUGUGUUUUUUCUACCACUCUUAAUGCGUGUGUACUCUAAGUCUUUCUUGCUCUUAAAAAGUGGUUUCAGAAAAUA
Molecule: messenger RNA, 2193 nt
Organism: Galeopterus variegatus (Sunda flying lemur)
Lineage: Eukaryota; Metazoa; Chordata; Mammalia; Dermoptera; Cynocephalidae
Product: probable phospholipid-transporting ATPase IIA
Exons: 2
Coding region: 1316-1747 (143 amino acids)
Biological process (GO): retrograde vesicle-mediated transport, Golgi to endoplasmic reticulum; phospholipid translocation; endocytosis
Cellular component (GO): endosome; trans-Golgi network; plasma membrane
Molecular function (GO): ATPase-coupled intramembrane lipid carrier activity
Source: RefSeq, a predicted model, not a curated record